AUGGAGUACUCGCGCAUCAUCCUCGCUCUCGUUGUCUACGUCGCUAUCCGCCUCAUCUACAACCGCUUCUUCGCCGCCCCCGCUACAAUCAUGUCACACGGAAAGGUCAUCGAGGUGGACAACCCCGUCGUCUACAAGGCCCUUACCUCCUCCGGUCCCGUCGUCGUCGACUUCUUCGCCACCUGGUGCGGACCCUGCAAGGCUAUCGCGCCUGUGGUCGGCAAGCUCAGCGAGACGUACACCGAUGUGCGCUUCAUCCAGGUUGAUGUUGACAAGGUGGGCUCCGUGGCGCAGGAGAUGAAUGUCCGCGCGAUGCCGACGUUUGUGCUGUACAAGGAUGGGAAGCCGCUGGACAAGAGGGUUGUUGGCGGCAAUGUGAAGGAGCUGGAGGAGAUGAUCAAGAGUAUCGCGUAG
Molecule: messenger RNA, 414 nt
Organism: Aspergillus clavatus NRRL 1
Lineage: Eukaryota; Fungi; Ascomycota; Eurotiomycetes; Eurotiales; Aspergillaceae
Product: thioredoxin family protein
Exons: 3
Coding region: 1-414 (137 amino acids)
Source: RefSeq, a predicted model, not a curated record